Molecule: messenger RNA, 7364 nt
Organism: Trachemys scripta elegans
Lineage: Eukaryota; Metazoa; Chordata; Testudines; Emydidae
Gene: NETO2
Product: neuropilin and tolloid like 2
Exons: 8
Coding region: 622-2286 (554 amino acids)
Molecular function (GO): protein binding
Source: RefSeq, a predicted model, not a curated record
CGAAAUCUGCUGAGAGUGAUGGGUGUCUGAGCCCAAGCGCCAACCUGAGUGGGAAUAUCUACACGGCUGUGGGGCUAAGCCUGCAAAGCCCAAAUCAGUUGAGCUGGGCUCUGAGAGUUGGUGCUACAGAUUUUUCUUUGCAAUGUAGACAUGCCCUUAGAGUCUGCCCAGAAACUCGCCCACAGGGCAUUGUGAAUAGCGGGCAUGUGGAGGGGGAGGGUUUGAGAAAACACAAACUGAGAACAGAACAGAGAUUAGGCAAGAAGGCCAAGUAGUAGCCUGUGUUCACAGUGACUCUGGGAAAGCUAGACAGCACUUUGGGUCUGAUGUUGGCAACUGAGGCUUGCGGUUUGUGAGCUAAAACUGCUUUUGUUCUUGAUUCCUACUGCAUUCAGAUGAGCAGGAUUAUUUUGCAUUCCUUGUAAAUAAGAUUUUGUCAAAGAAAAUACCAGAUGCUUUCAAUUUCUACUUCUAUAUCUAGAACAUACCUAGGACCCUGCAUGUUGAGUAGCUUCUUUGGGUCAAAAAAUCCUCUAUCUUCAGGACUGUAAAUCCAGCACUUUUCACAAGCACUAAGUAUCCUAGGAAUUAAAAUAACUGAUUUGCUUUUAAUAUACCCGUAUGUGUAUUUUGACUGGUGAUUUGGAUUCGUUUAGGUGUUGCCUGAGUAAGGGCUGCAGAAAAAGACCUCUGGUUUCUGCUUCCAUUAUUGAUGUCUUACCUGUUCUGUUUCUCUCACCAGUGUUGUUAAUAACAAUACUUGUAGUGGAAGGGAUUGCUGUGGCACAGAAGACACAAGGUGGUCAGAAUAUUGGAGUGAACCACGUACCAUCUACCCAGUGUGACAACUGGGUUCGGACAAGCAAUGGAGGCCAUUUUGCUUCACCAAACUAUCCUAAUUUGUACCCACCAAACCAGGAGUGUAUCUACAUUUUAGAAGCUGCUCCACGCCAAAGAAUUGAAUUGACCUUUGAUGAACCUUAUUACAUAGAGCCCUCAUUUGAAUGUCGAUUUGAUCACCUUGAAAUUCGAGAUGGGCCUUUUGGUUUUUCCCCUCUCAUCGAUCGUUACUGUGGUCUGAAAAGUCCUGCACUAAUUAGAUCAACAGGGAGGUUUAUGUGGAUAAAGUUUACUUCGGAUGAGGAGCUAGAAGGAGAGGGAUUUCAAGCAAAAUACUCAUUUAUACCAGAUCCAGACUUCACUUACCUAGGAGGUAUUUUAAAUCCCAUCCCAGACUGCCAAUUUGAGCUUUCAGGAGCUGAUGGAAUAGUACGUUCCAGUCAAGUAGAACAAGAAGAGAAAACAAAACCUGGACAAGCAAUUGACUGCAUAUGGACAAUUAAGGCUACUCCAAAUGCUAAGAUUUAUUUGAGAUUCCUGGACUACCAAAUGGAGCACUCAAACGAAUGCAAGAGAAACUUUGUAGCUGUAUAUGAUGGAAGCAGUUCCAUUGAAAACCUGAAGGCAAAGUUUUGCAGCACAGUAGCAAACGAUGUGAUGCUGCAGACUGGAACAGGAGUGGUACGGAUGUGGGCAGAUGAGGGUAGCAGACUCAGCAGAUUCAGAAUGCUGUUCACUUCAUUUGUCGAUCCUCCAUGUUCAGGCAGCACUUACUUUUGCCAUAGCAACAUGUGCAUCAAUAAUUCUUUAGUCUGCAAUGGCAUUCAAAACUGUGCAUACCCUUGGGAUGAAAAUCAUUGCAAAGAGAAGAAAAAAGCUGGACUGUUUGAACAAAUCACCAAAACUCAUGGAACCGUCAUUGGAAUUACUUCAGGGAUAGUUUUGGUUCUUCUCAUAAUUUCAAUUCUGGUGCAAGUAAAGCAGCCUCGCAAAAAGGUUAUGGCCUGCAAAACUGCUUUUAAUAAAACCGGCUUCCAAGAAGUAUUUGAUCCGCCACAUUAUGAACUGUUCUCAUUAAGGGAUAAAGAGAUUUCUACAGACUUGGCUGACUUAUCAGAAGAACUUGAGAACUAUCAGAAAAUGAGACGUUCUUCUACUGCUUCGAGAUGUAUUCAUGACCAUCACUGUGGCUCUCAAGCUUCCAGUAUAAAACAAAGCAGGACCAACCUCAGUUCCAUGGAACUUCCUUUCCGCAAUGAUUUUGCACAACCUCAGCCGAUGAAAACAUUUAAUAGCACCUUCAAGAAAAGUAGUUACACAUUUAAACAGGCCCAUGACUGCCCUGAGCAGGUCAUAGAAGACAGAGUGAUGGAGGAGAUUCCUUGUGAAAUUUAUGUGAGAGGACGAGAGGAUGCUGCACAAGGCUCAUUAUCUAUUGACUUUUAAUCUCCUGCUAAAAGUGAAAUUGGUAUGUGUGGGAAUCUGACACACACUGUGUAUAUAUAAAAAUGUACCCUAUGUAGUGUGUAUAGGUAUACACACUUUUUAGCUUACUGUAUCCAAUUUUUUUUUUUUUUUUUAAAGGAAAGCUCUUCGUAACCAAUAAUUGUUGCAGUUGUGGACUUUGCCCUCAUCCCCCGCAAGCUGUCACUUCGGUUGAGCAACAAAACAGAAGGUUUUGCAUGGGAACUAUUAGUUAAAAAUAUUCUUAACUAAAUCUGAAAAUGACUAGAUUAUUUUUCUGCCCUCCCUUUCAUAUUAUUUCUUUUCCUUUGUUAAAUAGUUAGUUUUCAGACCAAUUUUAACUAGUUUAAGUAAAUAAAAAUGGUUAAAGGCACCACCUAUUUUGACACAGAUGUCUUAUCAUAUUUAUCGAAUUGCAGCUAGAGUUACUGUGGUAAGUGCCAAUUAAGAUGAGUUAUGUUGCAUCCACCUAUUGCAUCUUGACUAGUUUUUAUAUUGCUGCCUUUAAUUAUUGGCUCCUUAGUCUCUGUAUUCUGUGAGAAAUAUGUGAAAUGGUCUAUUGCCUUUUAACAGUAUUAUCUUAGCUAUAUUCAUUUUAGUAUCUUUGGGAAUAUAUGGCCUUUGUGGAUAAGAUUUAACCCAAUUCUCAAGUAUGUCUUUUUAGACACAGACUUUACACAAUGGCUUCUUUCAGGAAGAUGUAGAUUUUCAAAAGCAUAGGAGUGGGCCAAUUUCUGCUAUGUGUUACAGCCAUGCAACUCUGGCUCUGUUUUUUUCUAUUACUUGCAUAAAAAAACUCCAUUGACUGUUUUAUAUAUUUCUGUCUCCUGUAGUGAUUCUAGUGCUAUAUUCCUUAUGCAGCGCACCCCCCAACCCGCAUUGAAAUCCAGGCUUGAUACUCAAUUGGUGUCUUAAUUGCACAAAAAGUACAGGAUGAAGCCUGCUACAUGUUACACUUUGAGAUCUAUGUGAUAACUAAGGUGUAUGAAAUUGUUGAGGACAAAGAAAUCUGAAAGUAACUGAAUGAGCCUUUUAGCACUUAAGACUAUCACAUUUUUCUAGCACUUGUGUCCAUGCUGCAAAAAUGCACAUUUCAUUUUUUUUAAGUGCAGCUUAGACCUUGUUUUUUUUACAGCUCAAGACAAUUUGUAAAACAGCAAUUCUCAUGGAUUUUUUUAGACUUUUGAUAUAAUUUGAUACUAAUACAAACUGUUUAUUAAAUCAAGAUUUAACAGCUGUUCAGUAAGCCUCUUUCAGUGUCCCCAUUAGCAGCAUUGAAUAACAGUCAGUGAUUGGUGUGUACAUUGUAACUUGUAAAGAAUACUUAAUGACAUACAGUAGCCUUUUUACUCCCUGAUUUGUUUGGAUUUAUUUUGUUUGGGUUUUUUUGUUUACACAGGAACUGUUACUGUUUCACUAAAUGUGACCUUACAGUUCUCAGUUACUGGACAUAUCCUGUAUUAAGAAAUGUACAUAAAGACAAAAUUAUCUUUUUUUUUUUUUUGUUCUGACUGCAGACUGCAAUGAAAUUUAAUUUAGUUACGGGAGGUUUCUGCACUGCAAGGACAUAUCAGUUGCUGGGAAUGUGUGUAAAACAGACUAUUUUUCCUGUUUAAGAUUAAAACAAAUGAGACUUAAUCGCUGGUUUCCUGACAAGGUAUGAUUUGAUGGUGGCAAACAAAACUAUUAUUUCUGUCCCCUUAUAGCAAUGGUGUUUAUUUAAAGUUAGGAACACUCAUUCUCUGUUUGCUUUAUUACAAGCAAGUUGAAAUUGAUACUGAAUCCAAGAAUCAGAACAUCUGUUAGACUGACGCAUACUACUUCUAUCAAAGCAAUGCAAUCAGGCUUAGUUUACCUAAUAUAGAUGGACAGUAAAUGAAAGUGUGUAGACAUUCAUUGAAAUGUUAUCCAUAAGAUUUUCAGCUGUCUUAAGAAAAUAACAGUAAUUAGCUCAGCCUGAAUUCCAUUUCCCAUAAAACAAAACACUAGCCCCAAAGAGAAAUGCUAAGUGGGUAUCCAUCAGAAUGCUGAGAACAGCCAUUUGAAAAGAAAAGCCAGCAUCUUGGGUUAGGAUUUUAGACCCAGAGUUGGUAAGUCUUUUUUGGCUUUAAUCAAAAAACACAACCUGCUGUGUGCUUACAACUUAAAGGAUCACAUAGCACUGUUCCCACCCUUUCUCCUAUCCACUCAUUUCUGCAGUAUUUUGAUUUGUUCUCAGUACAUGGGUGUAGACAGGGUCAGAAUUUGGCUAGAUAUGAUUGUUUCCCCAGAUAUUCAUCACUAAAACACCAACAUUUACUCAGCAGUGGUACUUGUGAUACUGCCAUCUGUUCCAGGGAUGGCCAAACUUACUGACCCUUUGAGCUGCACACAACAAUCUUCAGAAGUUCAAGAGCUAGGGUACACCUGCCAGAACUUGGGCCUUCUGCCCCGCAUGAGGCACCUGCUGGGCAAAAGCCCCACCCUGCUGCAAGGCAGAGGUCCCAAGCCUGGUAGGUGGAGAAUGGAGGUGGUGUGGGCGGGGGGCUCCAUGAGCCACAAUUUGGCCACCCCGAUCUAUAACUUGAUACUGAGAUAGCUUAAACAUCAAAAUGCUGUCUGCUGCAUGAUUUACUUCUUGUUAACUGGCCCUACAAUUUUUUUACCCUUUAAUCAAAAUAUGAGAGGAACAAUCCAGGACUCCUGGAAGGGGUACAGGGGGUUAUCUAGAGUUGCAUAUAGCUAUGAUUCAUCAUGACACUGAACUGCCACAGGGUUAACUCAAAUUUGACACAGAGAUGGACUCUGAAAUGCUGUAGCAUUUCAGGGAUCACAGAAAUCUUAAUUUAUACAAGAAAAAUGACAUUUUCUUGCUUAAGAACAUAAUCUUCAUACUGUGUACUAAGGACAAAGGAGGAGCAGUAUACAUUCAACACACUCAAUUAAAAGGAAGUGACAGAAGAGCUAACAAAUUUUCUUUGAGAACACCCGUGCUAAAAUUCACAUUUUUAUGUACUGAAAACCCCACCAUAUCCAUCUGUUAGGUCUUUGCACAGUUAGGAAAGUCACUAUGUAUCAGCAGGGACAUAGGGAAAAGACACUUUUAAUAAAUCAUACAUCAUCACAUGGGUGGAUUACUCAACUUUCCUAUUUAGCUAAACUUUACGUGCCCACGCGCGCAGCCCUGAGCCACUCUCCCCCUAUAUGCCGCUCUACUGCCUAUAUGCUCCACCAACAAUGUCCAAGUAGUACUUGUCACUGGUGCCUGAAAAGCCAGAAUGAAGUUGGGACUAGAGCAGUGUGAAAUUGAGAGACUUCAAUUCAGAAGGGCUCAUGCGAACAUUUUAUUCAACUUUAAUCCUCUUCUAUUUUCAACUCUGCUUUUCAGAUUCAAAUAUACUCAUGCCAAAAUUCAGACAAAGCUACUUACUCUCACCUGGUUUCAACACAAAUCCAUGUAUCACCCCAGUGCUUGCUCCUUUCACCAAAUGAAAGGUUCCAAUCGCUAACAAAGCCAAACGUACACAAGUUACACUGAGAAAUGUUAAAGACUAUUCUAACUGUAACCAAUUGGAGCAGUUAAAUAAUUUACAUGUUAAUACUAUAUACAUUUCUCUAUAAAAAAAUCUAUUUCAGCAUCUAUCUAUUCCUGCUUUGAAUGUGAUUGUUUGUGUUAUCACUUCGUGAACUAGCUGUGUGAUGCAAAGAGUGAUAUCUGCAAAGUUUUUGCUUUUGUGAUGAUCUUUUCUCUCCUCCUAACCGUCCCUGUGUAGAGGAUAAAUGCUGAUAAAAAUGGACUCCAGUACACUAUGUAUUUUGUCUCCAAUCUGAGAUGAGUGUAGCCAUGAAAGUGAAAGGCUAUUUUCAUUCAGUUUUUUUUGCUACACUCCAUUUUGCAGAAUCAGCUUAACUAAAUCUGUUCUCCAACAAAAGCCAUUGUUGAUAAUCCAAAAUACAACAAAUAAAACAGCUUAAUUUCUAUAAGCCUAUUUGAUCCUAUAGAGUCAAGCCUAGAGACAAACAAAGUGAAGACCUCAAGUCUUUGUAUUAUCCAGGUGCUAUUUCUACCAGUGGGUUUUAAUCAAAGAAAUGCAUGUUGUUUAUGAGUCAGAUCUGACCAGGGAGAGAAAAGUGCUGCGACAAACCAACAAACAGGUACAUAGCACAUACACACUGCAAGAUAAAUGUUAAAAGUCACUGGGUUUUGGCUGAUAGCUGCCCCACACACAGACACCUGCUGCUCUUCCAUAACUGUAAGGGUGGUUGUGUCUAGGAGCUGUUGCUGGGUAUUGGGUAUAGUAGAUACAUAAAUGCAUGAGGCCAGAUUCUCUUUUCUGUUCCAACCCCUUUGCACGGCACUUCUGGUGCAAAUGGAGAAGGGAGCAGCAAGCAUUGUCCCCCAUCCCCUAAGAACACCCACUCAGAGGGGCUGGAGACCUGCUCCAAUUUGAAGAGAUUAGAUUGUAGACACAUGGAAUUUCCCUCUGCCACCUCUACUGUUACAGCCUAGGUUACUUGACCUCAGUUCCUCAGAUCUCACAGUCUGGCCCAAAAGGGUUGUUUCUGAAAACCACUUCAAUUGGGUCACAUUUUAGAAGCAAUCCUCUCUGAUUUUACCUGAACUUUAGAACUGUUGUGUGCUAGCUGGGUCAGUUGUUAAAAGGACAGAAAAUAGCUUCAAUUUCUACCCCGCAACAAGCCAGAAAGUCUCAGAGGGGAACACGGGACGCAAAGAGGAAUAUGAGGGGUAGUAUACUGGAAAAGGAGGAAAAACAUGGCCGGUGAAUGCAGAGGAUGGACUAGGGACAAGACACUGUGGGGGAAUAUAGAAGAAGAAUUAAGUGUAGCAGAAGAGUAGGUGGGAAAGGGAGAGAGACAUGACCGUGACAAGGGAGGAGGAAAGGGAUAGAAUGACAGCUCCCCCUCCUCUAGGGCUAGGAGAGGGUUAGUGUAUUUCCCCAUGGAAAGGUUACCAAAAAGGCCCCACAUUCUUGUGUAUGGUUUUUCUGGUUGAAUUUGAAUCUUAAAUGCUCAUGUACAAUUUGAAGGUAGGCAGCUUCUCCUUCAAAGAGUCUAAAAAC